Solenopsis invicta (red fire ant) is the source of this 2486-nucleotide messenger RNA. RefSeq names its product gastrula zinc finger protein XlCGF46.1. Bases 854 to 2053 code for a protein of 399 amino acids. The record is from RefSeq and is a predicted model, not a curated record. The transcript has 8 exons. NCBI's taxonomy places the organism in Eukaryota, Metazoa, Arthropoda, Insecta, Hymenoptera, Formicidae.
ACAGUAGCAUGCUCAACGAAAUCGCAAUAUAAUGAGAGAGCCAAGUUAUAUUGUAUGGAAAUACGGCUGCUUUUCAAUUCAUACGAUAAAGCCACUCGCGUCAUUGUUACACUUCCGCAAGGAAUCGUACGCAACGAGAAGCCGGGUAGCCGCGGUGGUCGGCGGCCGUCAUUGAUCUCCUGUUAGAAUCGGAUCACUUCGAUGUAACAAGAUAAAUAGUCAGCAGGACACCGUCGGUGGUCGAGGGUGCGGAUCGCGAAGUCAUGCUGACUAUGUAUCUGAUCAAGAGAACCGAGUACGCGCACGCUUGUCCGAUCUUGGGCGUACUUAACGUGUACACCGUGAAGGUUCUCUGAUCGCGCAAACAAGCCGAUGGGACACUUUCCGAUUUCGUUUACAUGGGAUGAAGUCGUCGGUCCAUUCUCGCGCACGGAGCUGAGCCGAUUAAAUAUCACUGGAAAGGAACGUUUUCUUCUCUCAACUUGAACUCCGACUGCUGCAAUUCGGGAUUCGUGAAGGUCAAUGGACCCGCGAUACGAGUUAAGCUCGUUGUCGAUGACGGUCGCGGAUGCUCGCCGAAGCAGGUAGCACGUUAGCGACAAAAUGAUUCGAGAAAAACGAGUCCGGGCGAUAAAUCAGGAGUAUGGCAUUCCUAAGAUAGCGCGCUAUACGCUGAAAGUCAUUACGAUGGCAAAGUAAUUCCCAACUAAAGAAUGACGUAUCGAAGAUAUAGAUGGACUCCAACGAAAUGCACGUAUUCAUUGCUCGACUGUUUCAACAGUUUUGUGUUAUCGUGUUUUUUUUCUUCGACAUUUUACGAUCUUCCUAGCGACGCAUAUACUCCAUAAAAAACAUGGAGGUUAAGAGUUUCGCUAUUAGCGAUUAUUCUCGACAGAAUGACAUAUUCGAAACGAAAGAGCUGGAGAUUAUCAAUCGCUGCGAGUCUUCUAAAACCUGUCACGAAGUUCUUCCAAUUAAAAUAAAGACCGAGGUCCUGGAUGAGAUCGAAAAUUUUUCGUCCGGUGACGAGUUGGACAUCGGACGGCAUGUCAGGAACGAACCAUCGGCCGAAAUAUCGCGCCAUGAAAAUUCUGAAAAGAACCCAGAAUCGGACUGUCGAAGAAAUGCAAGCGUGUCACUUUCUCAAAGACAAGUGGAGUACAUUGACUUAAAGGAAUACAUCGUGGCACUGACAAGAGGGAAGCUUUUAAUGUGCAACGUCUGCAGGAUCAAAUUUCCGAACGAGGUCGAGUUCAAGACUCACAUGAUUGGACAUAGCCAUGGAAAACUUUUCCAGUGCGGAUUUUGUUGGAAGCAAUUCUCUAGAUCGUCAACCUUAAAGAAUCACCUGCAUAUGCAUUUUAUUCCGAAGUCUUUCGCGUGCAGACAAUGCGAGCUCCAAUUUCAGACAAAACAUUCGUUGAAGAAACAUCAAGCAGAAGCACACUUCGACAGAAGAGCGUUCGAGUGUCCUAUCUGCAAGAAAAAACUGUUGCGCUAUCAAUCGCUACGCGACCAUAAGUUGAUGCAUAUUAAUAUGACGCCCUACGUAUGUACGACCUGCAGCAAGAGCUUCCUGAGAUCCAAUAGCCUCCGGAGUCAUAUGAUCGUCCACACCGCGGACUCACCGUUCGCGUGCGAUCUCUGCCCGGCGAAGUUCAAGAGAUCGUCGGUGCUGACGACGCACAAGCUGACGCACACGGGCGUGAGAAGAUUCGAGUGCGACAUCUGCAAGCAUCGUUUCUACCUGAAAGGCGCACUGAAGCACCACAUACUGGCGCAUUACGAUAUCAGACCGUAUAAAUGUGAAGACUGCGGCAAGAGUUACAGGAGAUCUUGGGGUUUGAAAGUACAUAGAUAUCAGCAUACCGGCAUAAAACGAUUCGAAUGCGAUUUCUGCAAGCUGCGCUUCAGCGUAAAGACGAAGCUCGCGAAUCACAUUUACACACACACCGGCGAGAAACCUUACAAGUGUAAUGUUUGCGGACGUCAAUAUGGCGAGAGGUAUCAGUUGAAGGCACACAAAUGCACGGCAUUACAUGGCAGCUGUUGAAAUUGAAGAUAGCUUAAAUUUUAUAUUCUUUUAAUCGAUGUUAUCAAGAAAUCUGAUAAGAAUUAAGCCAUAAGGUGAAUGUCCCAAUUAAUGGCCAAGUAAGGUCUGUAAAAGUAACGGAUAAGAUUUGAAUAAAUAAAACUUGGCUUUUAAUUGAAACUCUUAUUAUUGUAGGAAAGCUAGGCCAUUUUAUCAAUCCAAAACCAUCGCUAAUAAUUUUGGAAUGCUAUACAUAUUCAUUAAAUAACAGAUGUAUCGCUACGAACAAAUGUACAUGUUACUGACCUAUGUUUAGCUCGGUUAGUGACCGUUGUCUGGCAUUAACAGUAUCUGAUUAGUGACCGGGAUUGCAAUAUGUUUACUUCAAGCAAAGUAUCAAGUAUUUAAAAAUAAAAAUAAAUAAAUAUGCGACUUUUAUACAAAAAUUUACCUG